GAUUAAAAAUAAAGCUACAGAAGAAUAAACUAGAAAGAGGCGUGGUUGCAACCGAUGAGGAAGAUAUAAAUUAUAUGAAUCGAAAAUUAUUUGAGGAAUAUGCCAUGUGAUGGGAAUGAAUAUCCAUCAGAGAACAUGAUGGAAGCUUAUCUGACUCCUGAACAACAAAGAAUUUUAAUAGAGAUUAGAAGAAGAAAAACAGAAUUGCUUCUUGAAAUCCAGCAACUCAAAGAUGACCUCUGUGAAGUUGUGUCUGAAAUGGAGUCCCUCGACUCAGGCGAGGAGGGCAAAAAUAGCAACAAGACCAAAAUGAUGUCUAUAGGCCGAAAAAAGUUUAACAUGGAUCCAAAGAAGGGUAUUGAAUAUUUGAUAGAAAAAGGUCUGUUACAGAAUACAGCGGAAAGCGUUGCCCAGUUUCUACAUAAGGGCGAAGGGCUGAAUAAGACUGCUAUUGGUGAUUAUUUAGGAGAAAAAAACGAUUUUAACGAGCAAGUUUUACAAGCAUUUGUUGAAUUACACGAUUUUACCGAUUUAAUUUUGGUGCAGGCUUUAAGACAAUUUUUGUGGAGUUUUCGUCUACCAGGUGAAGCUCAAAAGAUUGACCGGAUGAUGGAAUGUUUCGCUAAACGUUACUGUGAAUGCCAAGGAGAAAAUAACAUUUUCGAGAACUCAGAUACCUGUUACGUCCUUUCAUUCGCCAUUAUAAUGCUCAAUACGAGUUUGCACAAUCCUAGCGUUAAGGAAAAACCCAGUAUAGAACAAUUUAUUAAUAUGAAUAGGGGCAUUAAUCAAGGGCAAGACUUGCCCAGAGAAUUGUUAGUGAGUCUUUAUGACAGCAUCAAGGCAGAACCUUUCAAGAUUCCAGAGGAUGACGGUAACGACUUAAUGCAUACCUUCUUCAAUCCCGACAAAGAAGGCUGGCUAUGGAAACAGGGUGGCCGUUAUAAGAGCUGGAAACGUCGUUGGUUUAUAUUAAACGACAACUGUCUGUAUUAUUUCGAAUACACCACUGACAAAGAACCGCGCGGCAUUAUUCCCUUAGAAAACAUUUCGAUACGUGAGUGUUACGAUAGACAAAAACAGUUUUGUUUCGAAUUGUACGCCAGUGGGGGAGCAGAGUUUAUCAAAGCGUGUAAGACGGACUCCGAGGGUAAAGUUGUAGAGGGAAAACACACUGUAUAUAGAAUGUCAGCUAGUAGUGAAGAGGAACGAAGAGAGUGGAUGCACAGAUUAACUCAAAGCAUUAGUCACAACCCGUUUUACGAUAUGCUGGCUCAUCGGAAACGGAAAGCUCAACUUUAUUCUAAGAAUUGAGUUACCGCAUGGUCCAUUUUUUCUAUUACUUGUAAAGCCAUACCUGUGUGUGAAAUUACUUUAUUGACAGCUGUCAUUUAUAAGCUGCUAGGUGUCACAUAUGUUAUCUUUAAUCUGUACAAAAAUAUGUCGGGUUUUAAUUUGUUAUUUUUUAUUUAUUUAUUUAUGUAAAUGCAAACCAUUGCAUUUAUGAGUUUACAACAAUUAUAUUUUUGUGAUUUGAAUUACUUAUUAGUCAUUGUUAUUCAGGAAAAAUAUUUUUAGUGAUAAGCCAAAACGCUAUUUUUCAGAUAGCAUCACUAUAUUAUUUAUACGAUCGCUAUUUUAAAAUAACUGGUAUUUUACUUGCCAUUGCGAUCGCAUUUUGAUGUGCAAUUAUACGAUGCAACAUUUGCAGUAAAUAAAAGUAGCUUUUUAAGAACAAGUUAAAUUAUUUAUACAUUUUUAAUACUUAUACACAAUAUAUUGUUUAUCCCCAAAAAAUUUAAAAGCUUUUAAAUAGACUACUUCAGUAUCUUUAAGAAUAUACUUAUAGACAACCAUCAUUUUCAUUUAGUUUUGAUAGAGUGCGAUCGAAUGGCAAUUGCAGCGAUGUUGUUUAUCGCUGAACCUAAACAUUGCUCCUUUCAUCAAAAUAUAUAUUUCUAUUUAAUUGUACAUACAAAUUGUUUAUUAAUUAAAAGUACAGUUGAAAGUGUCCUAAAAUAUACCAUACAUAUAUUAUACAUUUUGAUUUCAGUUAAUUUAUACAAUUAUUUGACAAAAAAAGACGAAAACAAUUUUAUAUUUUUGGUUUACUUAUUUUUAGUUUAAAAUUUAAACUUUAACUCUAUAUUUUAAAACAUGGUAUUAUUUUGAAUUUUUGCUUAAUACUGUAUAGAUUUGGUUCAAAACUUCAUGAACCUUCAAAAUACGCAUGCCAAAAAAAAUUAAUCCUAAAAACAUUGGCCAGUUUAAUUUCAUACUGAGUUGCACGACAGGGUCGGAUCUGCACUAGGGUAAAGUAAGAUCACAUCAACUGAAAAAUUUUAUGUUCGAAGUCUGCAUUAGAUAGGAUGCAGGCGGAUUCAGUAGGAGCUCUUAUAAGGCUAGAAUUUUGUUGUUAUGUUAUCAAUUAAAGAUCAUAGAUUAUAUGGGGCACGGUUCACUAGCGAAAUUAAGAAUACAUUGAUUAAUUAAGUUAAAAAUACGUUUAUUUCGGUAACCUUGUUGUUUUUUUGCCAUCACCCAUGUCUCACAAGGAUAACAUACCAUUGCUCUAAUAAUGGUUUUAUAGACCUUACUCUUCGAUUUCUGAUGUAUGAUUUUGGAGUAGAAUAUGUCAGUUCCAUGGACGUCUUUAUUUAUACGUCCAUGGUCAGUUCUCAAUAGCUUUGUUGAUGUUUUUACUGAAAAUUGUUGAUUUUACUAGUUAAAAUGUAUAGCUAAAGAUAGUGCAAACACUCUUGACCAUGGAGCUGCUCGAAGGCGAAGUCAAAAUUCACGUAAAGACAGAAAGGUACUAUUGUAAGUGGAAUUAUACAGUGCACAGUACAAUGCGUUUCGCAUGGGACUAAACCAAAUUUCGUCUACUGCGCCAUAGUCUGGAUUUCGCUGCAAUAUCUCAACUGCCUAAUAUUGUUCUAAAGUUGUGACAUUGUGUAUUAUUGUUAUAGAAUUAUUAUUUUUUUAAUAUAUUGGCUCGUUUUCUUUUAAUUGGACCACCAGUUAUUCAAUUCAAAAACAUCAUCGUAUCUAAUUUGUUACAGUAAUGAAUUUAUUUAUUUUUCAUUAAAUUCAGAUUCAAUUGUGUGCCAGAUAAACAUGAACAUACAUCCUUAUUUGUCUCAAAAUCCUGAUCAUAGGGUAAAAAUGGGGGCUCGCCCAUUUGGAAAUAAUUUGAACAUAUUUUUUAAAACGUUUUAUACUUGUCUAGUUCAAUAAAAAAUUACCGUUUUUCAGUCUAGCUAUUUGUGGAGAAAUUUUGUUUAAAAUCUAAUGUAAAAAUACAUUAAAAGAUCCACAUAAAACGAUUUGUAGAAACAAUUACUAAAUCUAACAAUAAAACACUGAAAAAUUUUGUUUUUACCACUUUAACAAAAUUUAUUAUUACUACACCUGUUUCGGCACAAUACCUUUCUCAAUUAUCUAUUUUUGGUAUGCGUUUACACUUAAUAGUCUUUAACUGAAAAGUUGAGGAGGGAAGUUUGUAUUCACUGUGUGUCUCAAGUUGAUCAUAGAGAAAUAUAUGUGUAUUUUCUAUUUUGUUAAUUAAUUUCCUUAGAUUUUAAUAAAUAUAGCUUAAGGCCUUUAUUUUGAAUGUAAAGAAUUUGAAAUUGGUCAUUAAAAGAAUGAUUAUGUUCUAGAAGGUGAAGUGCGUACGUAAGAUUUGUUUUUCUAUUAUUGGAAACCCUUUUGUGUUCUGCUAUACAUUUGUUAAACGUUCUACCAGUUUGACUGAUGUAAGUUUUUGUUUUUUUCUGAAAGCUGGUGCUAUAGUAUGCUAAUAAAUAGGUUUAUAUGAUUUAAUGUCUUCUGUAUGUUUACCGGACUUGGGAAUUGUAAUAAUUUGUGCCACUUUCCUUGGAAUGGGGUAAUAAGAUUAGGAUUAUUUCCCAUUCUUAGAAUUGUAUUGAAUAUCUGUGUCAAGUACAGAAUUCCUUAUUUUGGGGAGUUAUUUGAGAAUUUUGGCGGUGAUCAGGUCAUAUCCAGUAGACUUUUUAGAGUUCAAGUCUGAUGGUAUCUUUUGGUAAACUUGUUUGGUAGUAAAUUUUUUAAAAAAGGCUAGAUCAAGUUGAUAUCCAAUAGCCUGGAAACAAUUAUAAUUAUAUUAAAAUAGUUUAUUAGAAAUAUGUGUUAUCGCCGAAUUAUAAUAUUGUGAAUUAUUUAAUAAAUUUGGCGAACAUUAUCAGUGCUUUAUUUAUAAAAUUUACUUUGUGUGUAGAUCUACUCCAUAAAAUUUGUGUUUAUUUUGUGUAAAUGUUAUAGUUUUUUAUGUCAGUUAUAACGAAUAUGUGUCUCCAUCGAUUGCAGAUAUCUGUCAAAUAUUCGUAGAAAUAGUUAAGCAAUUUCAGCUGAACUAUUAUUUAAAGUAUUUAUUGUAACAAAUAGUAUAUUGGUUGAAACUGAAAAUAACCUAAAUAGUGUAAUUCAUUAAAAUAUGUUUUUAUAUGAGUAGAAUUUUUUUAUUUUAGUGUAUAUUUUUGGAACGUUCAACUGUAUACCACUUAUAUGUGUGUUGUAUAACUUUAAUUUUACAUGACACAUGCUUUAAUGGUAAUGUCAGCUGUCAAAAGUGAACGGCAACUUUUUGAUCCCAAGCAACUACAUCUUUCGAUUUUUAAGCAACAUCUCCGUUGCAUAACUAUGACGCUCUCUUACAAUGUAAAGAUAAGUACAAUUAUAUUAAAAACUUAUAUUACCAGAAGUGUGACAUAGCUGUAACUUCUCUUUCGUGCAGCUUAUGUUUGUCUUUUUCUCAUAUACCUAAGAUGUUAUAUAUUACAAUUUAAUAUGAUAAAAAUUUUAUUUUUAUCGGAUUUCAUGUAAUUUUAGUUAUCUCUUGUGGGUGGACGAGUGGUUUGUUAAAGAGUGGAAUUAGCGGGAUUUAGGAUUUUUCAAUUGUAAAUAUAGAGGAACGAUUUUUACUAUGUCUUUUCUAAAUUUGAAGGUAGAUCAUCAUAUUUAAAUUGCUAUAUUCCUCUAUCUCUCUUCUAAAGAGAAGAGAGAAAUUGUCAAUAGCUUUCAGUCAAUACAGAAUUAAAAUUCCAAAACAUGAAUACACGAAAGACAUGUACAUUUUGCAACACUGACUAGGUUCACAUCGUGGUUCAGAAAUCUCCCCCAGUCUUACAAUUUGCUAAACGAUCAUAAAAUUUUCGUUUAAUACUUUCUAACAUGACUGACGUGUCAUCUAUUACAAAACUUAGAUAAUCUACGGUCUGAAUUCUUCAGAGUUGCAUUAAGUUCCUUUAAUGAAAAAUAAAUCAGCAUUUUUUCCGUUUUCUAAUGAGGUAACGCAGAAUAUUGCCGAUAUAACAUGUUCUCUGUAUAUUUUAUUUGAAAACAUAUCAUUCAGUCUAAUGUUAAAUAAUUUUUUCAGUUCUUCGACUUCCUUGCCUAUAUUACUAUCUUAUUGAAUCAUAAUUAUAUUAAAUCAGUCGUCAAUUCACCUGUUUUAUUUAUUAUUAAUUAAUAUUAUGUUUUGUGAGGUUAAAAACUUGUAAAAUACGUGAUUUAAUUGUUGAAUAAUUUCUCAUUUUACUAAAAUAGUAAAAAUAUUUCUUAAGUGAAAGUAUAAACCUAUUCAAAUAUAACAGUGAGAAGAUCUGACUGAUAUUAUAUAAAUAGAUCGUUCUAAACCCAAACUUUAGCAAAUAUGUGACUCGUCCACCAUUUUGUAAAUAGACUAUUCCCUCCUAUAAUAUCUUAUAACUAUAUUAUUAAAAAAAGUUGCUUGUGAUCGGUUUGUGUAGAUAUUAAAGAUGUUACCAUCGAAAUACAUGGUUUCGAAGAAAGGUCGAUAAUUAGAUAAACAUGUAAAUAAUGUUAAUUACGAGAUGCAACGAAUAUUGUUAUGUUGUUUGGGACUUGUAUACAAUAUUAAGCAUUUCUCGUUAUUGAGAAAGUGUAUAUUUAAAGUAUUCUAAAUGUAGAAAAGAACCCGUUUUGUAUAAUGGAAAAUAUUAAAGGUGUAUAUGUUUUUGAAAAUCAUUUAUAUAAUAAAUUUUUUGAUCAAAA
Messenger RNA from Diabrotica balteata, 6033 nucleotides. The record is from the annotation of a GenBank genome assembly. Lineage: Eukaryota; Metazoa; Arthropoda; Insecta; Coleoptera; Chrysomelidae.